Messenger RNA from Raphanus sativus (radish), 895 nucleotides. RefSeq names its product ubiquitin-like-conjugating enzyme ATG10. Gene Ontology annotation, molecular function: Atg12 transferase activity. Gene Ontology annotation, cellular component: intracellular anatomical structure. Gene Ontology annotation, biological process: protein lipidation; protein modification by small protein conjugation; macroautophagy. NCBI's taxonomy places the organism in Eukaryota, Viridiplantae, Streptophyta, Magnoliopsida, Brassicales, Brassicaceae. Bases 72 to 752 code for a protein of 226 amino acids. The transcript has 7 exons. The record is from RefSeq and is a predicted model, not a curated record.
GGUUAGUUGCUUCGAUUUUGUAGCGACGGUGUUGCUUGCUGAUCAGCGAUUUUAUUUACUCCUGCUCCGGUAUGGAUUCAGCUGGAGAGGUCGUCGUCAACGAUGGCAAAAUCACUCACGAGGGUUUCACUGUAGCUGCUCGAGCUUUCUCCGAUAAAUGGAAAAGACAUAACCUUUCGCUCCCUCCUUGGUCAUGGGUUCCUCUGAUCAACCGAACUCUGCUUAAGAAGGAGGAAGGUUACUUAUCGCUAGAGAAGAUCAUUAUUCUCACUUCGCUUGAGGAAAGUGCUGAAGAGGAGUCUCUAGAUGUAACAGCUGGUUGGUCGGAAAAGGAAGAAGCAGAUGAUGAUCACACGGUCUUGGUGGUACAAAACGUUGAAGAUGAAGCGCACUACUAUGAUUACCAUAUCGUUUACAGUGCAUCGUACAUGGUUCCUAUGCUCUAUUUUCGUGGAUACUCUAGUGAUGGGAAGCCUCUUUCUUUGGAUGUUAUCAAAAGAGAUCUGCCCUCCAGCUCUGUUAGUCUUUUGUUGGAGUCUAAGUGGACUUUUAUAACACAGGAGGAGCAUCCCUAUUUGAACAGGCCGUGGUUCAAGCUGCAUCCAUGUGGGACUGAGGAAUGGAUCAAGCUGCUUUCCGAAAGCAGCAGCUUAAAUGACUGUCGGAUGCCGAUUGAGUUGUACUUAGUUUCAUGGUUCUCUGUUGUUGGGCAGGUGGUUGGUCUUAAAAUCCCUCAUGAGAUGCUGAUUUAGAUAUGGUCUGUAUUCCAAUUAUAGGAUUAGUCAAUGGCUCUAAAGCCCUCAAGAACGAUGCGGUUACUAUGGUACACAUUUGUGAAUGAUCUUUUCACAUGAUACAUUUGCAUUACAUGGAUCGUUCUUUAUAAAAGCGUAUG